AUGGGGCCGGCCGCUCGCCUGCUGGCCCUGCGCGCCUGCCUCGGCCUCGGCCUCUGCCUGCCAGGCGCCUGGGGAGGGAUCUACCAGCGCCAGCUGCUGAAGGAUUUGAUGGAGGAUUACACCCCGUUGGAAAGGCCGGUGGGUGAUGACGCACAGCCCCUGACAGUCCACUUCACCCUGAGCCUCAUGCAGAUUAUGGACGUGGAUGAGAAGAACCAAGUUCUGACCACCAACGUCUGGCUCCAGAUGUACUGGUAUGAUCAUUACCUGCGAUGGAACGAAUCCGAAUAUCCCGGCGUGAAGACGCUCCGCUUCUCUGCUGACAGCGUCUGGACACCCGACAUCCUCCUGUACAACAGUGCCAAUGAAGACUUCGAUUCCACUUUCCACACCAACGUCUUGGUCAACUCUAGCGGUUAUUGUCAGUGGCUGCCACCAGGCAUCUUGAAGAGCACGUGCAGAAUUGAUGUGCGCUGGUUCCCCUUUGACACCCAGAAGUGUGAUCUCAAAUUCGGCUCUUGGACCUAUGAUGGCUGGCUGCUUGACUUGCGCCUGAUGGAGAUGGACACCUCUGGCUAUGUAGCCAAUGGCGAGUGGGACCUCGUGGGUGUGCCUGGCAGCCAGAACAAAGUUUUCUACGAAUGUUGCCGGGAGCCGUACGUGGAUGUCACCUUCGCGAUCACGAUGCGCCGCCGGACCUUGUACUAUGCCCUCAACAUGCUGGUGCCGUGCCUGCUGCUCUCCGCCAUGACAUUUCUGGUCUUCAUGCUGCCGGCUGACUCCGGGGAGAAGAUUUCUCUGGGCAUCACCGUCCUGCUGUCGCUCACAGUCUUCAUGCUACUGGUGGCAGAGGUGAUGCCAGCCACAUCGGACUCCAUCCCUCUCAUUGGACAGUAUUUUGCCAGUACCAUGGGGAUGGUAGGCCUGUCUGUGGUCGCCACGGUCUUCGUGCUACAGUACCAUCACCACGACCCCGACAGCGGCUGCAUGCCCAAAUGGGUUCAGGUGGUGGUGUUGCGUUGGGGUGCCUGGCUGCUGCGCAUGCGUCAACCCGGGGAGGAGCCCAUGGGGCGGCCCCACUGCGCUCCCAGCCUCCUGAGCUGCAGUUCCGACAACAGCGAAGGCAGCCCCGUGCCGACCCAGCAGGCUGCGCCGGUGGUUGCCAUCGCCAACGGCAACCUUCCUUACGCGGGCAUCCCGGCGGCACCCCUGCCCACCAAGCCUCCUGAGGUGCCACGGCCUUUUCUCCCAUCGCCAGAGCCCCAGCCCUCCACCCCUGAGGAGAUACUUAGCAUCCCCGAAUUGGGCCGCAUCUUGGAGGAACUGCGUUAUGUGGCUCAGUGCUUCCGGGGACGAGACGCCGCUAAAGCCUCCUGCAGCCAGUGGAAGUUUGCCGCCGCGGUUAUCGACCGCCUCUGCCUGGUCACUUUUGCCCUCGUCCACAUCGUCUGCUUGAUCGGCAUCCUCAUGUCAGCCCCGAACUUCGCUGAGGCCGUCACAAAGGACUUCCUUUGAAGCCCUGGUGACAGAAUUCCCCUGAAGGGAAUGAGGCAGGCACAGCUGUGGCCUCCCUUCUUGGACACCCGGACAGGUAUUACUCGAGACUUUCUGCCAGGCUUCAUUGAGGACAACAGGCCUUGCAUGCAAUGGUGUUGCCAACCCUAUGGAGACCCACCUAUGAAGGCAAUGCACCGAGCAUCGCACCCUGUCCAGCAUGCUGAAAGUCAUCCUGCCACCUCCCCCAGUCCAUCUGCUCUUUUUCUCCCACCGGCCAGUAUGGUUGCCAACUCUAGGUUGGAAAAUGCCUGAAUAUUUGAGGGUGGAACCUAGGGAGAGGGACCUCAGUGGGGUAAAAUGCCAUAGAGUCCCCCCUCCAAAGCUGCCAUUUCUCCAGGGGAACUGAUCUCUGUUAUCUGGAGAUCAGUUGUAAUAGCAGGGGAUCUCCAGGCCGCACCUGAGGGUUGGCAACCCCGCUGCCACAAACUCAAGACUUACCCCUAGAAUUCCAUACCUGGUUCCUUUUUACCACCUCGGUGGAACACUUUUUAAAGUAUCAGAGCUCAAAAACUAAGAGUCCUGAUCCAGAGGAGUUAGCCGUGUUAGUCUGUAGUAGCAAAAUCAAAAAGAGUCCAGUAGCACCUUUAAGACUAACCAACUUUAUUGUAGCAUCUGACGAAGAGAACUGUGAUUCUCGAAAGCUUAUGCUACAAUAAAGUUGGUUAGUCUGCUGGACUCUUUUUAAGAGACCUGAGAUUUUUUAAAAACAUGGGGCAGGACUGGAGGCAAGUUUAAGUGAAGAAAACUCAGAUAGGCCCUGCACUUCCCCUUCUGGAGCAUGGCCGCCUCGGCCUCCUCUCAUCUGUGAGGUGGAAAUCAGGUUUGGAGGGACCUUGUGCAGUUGCUGUGAGGGGAAAAACGCAAUAAAGUUUCUGAAGCACUUUGCAAAUGAAGUGUGGUCAUCUAGCUGUUGUG
Eublepharis macularius is the source of this 2472-nucleotide messenger RNA. Its product is annotated as neuronal acetylcholine receptor subunit alpha-7-like. The coding region runs from base 1 to 1515 and encodes 504 amino acids. Gene Ontology annotation, biological process: nervous system process; monoatomic ion transmembrane transport; chemical synaptic transmission. The transcript has 10 exons. NCBI's taxonomy places the organism in Eukaryota, Metazoa, Chordata, Lepidosauria, Squamata, Eublepharidae. Gene Ontology annotation, molecular function: acetylcholine-gated monoatomic cation-selective channel activity; transmembrane signaling receptor activity. Gene Ontology annotation, cellular component: synapse; postsynaptic membrane; neuron projection. The record is from RefSeq and is a predicted model, not a curated record.